UAGUGCAAAGCGAGAGAUUGAACGUACCGCGUCUCGACGAACGAGAUAAGAAGAAAAAAAAGAGGGUGAAGAAGACAAAACGGUUCAAAAGUGCAUAGAGAAUUUAAAUCAUAUGUGAUGAUAGCGAUGCGAACAAUGGUGGUCAGCAUGACGAUUGACGUCUGCGAUGCAACGUGACCGCGGCGACAGAGCUUACGUCCGAAUCGUGAAGAAGAGGACCAUCGAUGUCGCUAAGAGGUGGAGAAGAUCGCGGUAAAGUUUUCGGCCCCGAAGAAGAGAGGGAGAAUCGAUAUUGAACGACGAUUCUAAUAAGUAGGAAGGGUGUGUAACGAUUACGGGUAGAUACCAAAGAAUCCGACGUGCACGUGGACUAGCGAUGAUGACCCUUCCGCGAAAUCAAAAGUGUACCGGUUCAUGUUACUAAAUAAGUAGUUGAUGCCGGUCAUAUAUAUUCAGAGCGUGCAGUACUUCCGGCACGCUACCUCACACUUCUGGUCAUACAUAAACAAAAGUCAAAUAAAAUAUAUGCAUAUACAUUAAAUGUAGUUAAAUCUCCGCAAGUGAUUUGUUGAAGAUGUAUCGGCGAACAUUAAUCCUGUUGUGUCUUUCGAUAACACUGUCGUAUUCGGAGUUAUUUAGUACUGAAAAAUUCAGGUUCUACGCAAAGUUCUUAAAAUUUAACACGUUAAAUGUCAAUGAGACCGGAAAUGAGCUUUGGCACGGACUUUUUAGGGAUUGUAAAAAGAAAGUGACAUUUUCUUGCAUACAAAAAAAUGCGUACACAUAUCUUGACAAUGCAUUUAUCGAAAGGGACAAUAUCACUAUUUUUGAUGGUCUUACACUUACGAAGAACAAUAUCACUUAUAAUACGUGUCCUAAGAGAGAAAAUCGUGAUGAUGUUCACGAGAAUAUCGUGGAUAUCGAUAUGGACAAUUGUAAAAAUAAAGCCGAAGAAGCAGAAAUAGAAGAUCGAAAGUUUGGUGAUGAAUCGCCACUUGAAGAGAUUACGAACGCUCUGCGGCGGAAAACGGUGAAAUUUUUAUCAACUCGUAAUUAUGAAAUUCAACUUCCGCAAUUUUUCUUUGAGGGUGCUACAAUGAAGAUAAGCCCGCGCGAGAUAGACGAGAACGGCGCACUGCUCAGGGUAGAUUUUGGAACUGAAGGUGUACAAGAACAGGGACGAAUUUUUAAAAAAAUUAAGAAAUUUAUACAAAAUAAAUUGUUAACCAGCUUUCUGGCGCUCCUUUUAAUCAUCAAGUUAAUUAAAGUGAAGUUUCUAUUCAUAAUACCAUUUCUCUUCGGUGUGGGAACUGCCAAGAAACUUUUCCUAAAAUUGCUGCUCUUCUUUAUUCCCGCAUUUGCUCACAUAUUUAAGCUUUGCUCUAGCUAUUAUUCAAACCAAGCUACCAAGUUUCAUCAUCAUCAUCAUCAGAUUGCUCAUCAUCAUCAUCACGUGCCGGUUCCAGUACCAGUCCCAACGUACUACGAUCACUCUCAUGACACUUUAGACGGUUUCACCGAUUACGCUCACCCUCACAUUCAAUAUAGGAAGGAUUUGGAAGAACUAAAGGAAUGGGGUAUCGAGCCUCAGAACGAACCCUAUGAAGAGUCCAGUCAAACCCUAACUCGCGUAGUACCAGCACCGACCUCAGUUUCGGGAGUUACGUACUCAAGCCCAUACGGAUUGGCUCAAUAUGCGCCGAACGUAAAGCCGAUCGCAUCUUCGUACUUAGACAAUUCAAUGGCGUCUAGUACCCACAACCUGGUCUAUUCCGGAUACCGACGACCCGCAGCGCAGCCAAAUUCCGCUGCUAUACUUUCGGUAAAUCCAGGCUUCGUGUCUGGUGCAAAGACACCGAUAAAGAACUCUUACGCGAUAUUUGCGCCAAACAUACGCCCGAUUCACCCAAAUCAACCCGCCCAGAGGUUUUUGACACCUGCUGCAUCUUCUCCCGUGUCGAUCUCGCGAAAGGACACAGAAGACGAGUAUUACGGCCCGAUAAUCGAUCGACUGGAGAAAAUCUUCGGACAAUUGAGAUUCUACGAGGAACCGUGCAGAGAGAUGCUUGUUUGCAGCAUGUACAAAAAUCCGGCGGGCUACUCACCGCACAGUAACCUCGUGUCAAAUGAACUUUCCAGAGAUCCGCAAGAACUCAGGCGUGAUGUAACAGGAAGUACGUCCAGUCAAAAGUUCUAUAGAUAUAUGAAUGCAGCCAGAUACGGUCAAAAUGGUGGAGAUUGCCUUAAAACGUAUCCGUGUCAUAGUAAUAUCGAAUAAAUACUUCCUAAUGUGGAAUUUGUAUCGAUUCACAUAAUCUGCAAUUAAAACGUAACGGAUGUUUGUAUGAAUACUACAGAACAUAUACAUUUGCUCAAUGAGGCCGAAGAAAUUAUAUUAGAAGCUCAGCGUCAUAACGUUGCGCAAUAUCAUAAGGAAGAUGAUAUACUGCCAUGCAUUAAUUUAUGAAUAUAUUAUGUAUGAGACGUGCGUGAAUUCAUAUGAACAUUAAUUUUCCUAUUAGAAAAAAAUUGAGGUUACAUCUAUC
Molecule: messenger RNA, 2546 nt
Organism: Trachymyrmex septentrionalis
Lineage: Eukaryota; Metazoa; Arthropoda; Insecta; Hymenoptera; Formicidae
Gene: Osi17
Exons: 4
Coding region: 575-2278 (567 amino acids)
Source: RefSeq, a predicted model, not a curated record